ACAGGACAUCACCUCAUGGGCUUUUACACCUCUAUUCUGCAGCAUUUUUAGAGUUUAAAAAUGAUUCCAACUCUUUUCAUUAGAAGGAAACCCUCUGAAAUUGAGCUGAAAUGAAGUGACUUUUGCCUGAAUUUCUUGUUAUGACAGCUGACUGGUUUGUGUCUACUUGAGGACUGAUCAUGAGAAGUUUGCUGCUCCUCACGUUUUCUCUCUGGAUGUGUCCACUCAAGGUUGUUGCACGAAAUCCAAGUUGCAACUUCUUGCUGGAGGUGGAGAAAGAUGAGCUUGACUGUGUGAGGAGGCUGAAGGAGGACGAGGCUGCUGGCAAUGCUGAAGUGCCGGGAUGCAAAGGACACUGGGACAAAAUAACCUGCUGGGACCGAGCUGAAUUUGGAGAAACUGUCACUAUCCCUUGUCCUCGAGCCCUCAAGAUUCUAUUCGGCAGAAAUGGUAACAUCAGCAGGAACUGCACAGUUGCCGGCUGGUCGGAUGUUUUCCCAAACAUAACCAGCGUCUGUGGGAUUGACACAAGCCAGGAGAAGCUGGGCUUCUACGUUGUUGUUCAGACAUUGUACACACUGGGCCACAGUUUGUCUCUGAUCGCCCUGACCACAGGGAGCGCCAUCCUCUGUCUGUUCCGGAGGCUCCACUGCACCAGGAACUACAUCCAUCUCAACCUCUUCAUCUCCUUCAUCUUGAGAGCUGUGGCCGUGCUGGUCAAAGAUGCCAUCCUCUUCAAUCGAAGCUCGCAGUGCUCCAACCAGCCAUCUCUGGUGGGAUGCAAAGCCAGCUUGGUGUUUUUCCAUUACUUCAUCAUGGCCAACUUCUUCUGGCUACUGGUGGAAGGCCUUUACCUUCACACUCUGCUGGUCAUCAUCUUCUCUGACAACCAGCACUUCAUCAUUUACAUGUUUAUCGGCUGGGGAAUCCCUACUGUGUUUGUCUCUGUAUGGAUAAUGACAAGAACUUACCUGGAAGACACGGGGUGCUGGGAAAGGAAUGAAAACCCCAUUCCCAACUGGGUGAUAAAUGGCCCAAUAGUGUUCUCUAUUUUGGUUAACUUCAUCCAGUUCAUCAACAUCAUUCGGAUAUUGAUCCAAAAGCUCAGAUGUCCUGACAUAGGCGGCAAUGACCAAUCACAGUACAGACGGCUGGCUAAAUCCACCCUCCUCCUCAUUCCUCUGUUUGGGAUUCACUACGUGGUGUUUGUGUCUCCCAACCAGUCCAUCACAGAAGAUUAUAAGAUAUUUUUUGACCUAGCUCUCGGCUCCUUCCAGGGUCUGGUGGUGGCCAUCUUAUACUGUUUCCUGAACAGUGAGGUUCAGGGGGAGCUAAGGCGGAAAUGGAGAAGCAUGUGUCUAAACUGCCACCUAAGCAGAGCUAAUCACUUCAACAACAACUUCUCCACCAACUUGGGUUCAGAGCAGAUGAUGCAGUUCCAGCGCACCACCAGAGCACAGUCAAUCCUGCAGUCUGAGACAACAGUGCUGUGAGAACACGAGAGCUACGACUGAUGCAAAAACAAACAGAUAAUAGAAAGAAUGCAGUCUGCAGGUUGACCUGGGUCAAUUUGGUUUUCCAAAUUAAAAUAUACGUGGCCUGAAAAGAAACAUGACAUGGGAGCGAACUGCAUUUUUUAUUAGAAAAUGUUGAUUUUAGCUUCAGAAAUAACUGCAGCUGUUUUCUAAGUGCUUUGAGCUGCGAGAGCUCAUGGUCUAGACUGCUUUUCCUGAAGUCAGGGACAAAGGUGAGGUUUAAAAUAACACCUACUGAAUGUUUUAAACAGGGUGUUUUUUUCACAUGAAAUAUAUUUUAGUUGUAUUGGUUACUGGUACACAGAGGUAGCUUUUUGGUUUGUCUGUUUACAGUUCAAAAGUGGCAUUAUUAUUAUAGAAAGAAGAAUAUUUCGGAAACAGAUUCUGAUCAUAUAAAUACGCAGAUUUUAUUCUAUAUGAAUAUUUCUUGGUGUGCACCCUGUGGUUUCUUUCAGCUGUGCAUGUCGAAUGUUAAAUUCAGAAUCCUUCUCAAAAAGCACAAGUAAAAACAAAGCAGCUGUUUUUGCUAAAAACAGGAUAGAAGCAAUAAUGACUGAAGAGUGGAUCUUUUUAGUUAUUUAGUUAAUUUAUAAACUGGUUUGCAUUUAUUGCUUUGCUAACUUGAUGCAUGUUACAUGUCACCAUUUUCCAGUAUUUUACCCAAAUUACCUAUCUGUUGCUUUUAC
Messenger RNA from Cyprinodon variegatus (sheepshead minnow), 2221 nucleotides. RefSeq names its product vasoactive intestinal polypeptide receptor 2-like (gene vipr2). Gene Ontology annotation, biological process: adenylate cyclase-modulating G protein-coupled receptor signaling pathway; cell surface receptor signaling pathway. Gene Ontology annotation, cellular component: plasma membrane. Bases 180 to 1493 code for a protein of 437 amino acids. Gene Ontology annotation, molecular function: vasoactive intestinal polypeptide receptor activity; peptide hormone binding; G protein-coupled peptide receptor activity. The transcript has 13 exons. The record is from RefSeq and is a predicted model, not a curated record. NCBI's taxonomy places the organism in Eukaryota, Metazoa, Chordata, Actinopteri, Cyprinodontiformes, Cyprinodontidae.